UCGCGCGAGUCGUUCUCAACGGCUGCGGGUUAGUGGUGUUGCAAAAUCGAUGCAUUAGUGAAAAUAACAAACCGAAAAAAAAAACACUAAAUGUACAUACAUAGAUAAGAGUAUACAAAUUUUUGUAGUAAAGGCAAACUAGAUUAAGAUGGCAAGCUAGUAAGCAAACCAUAUAAAAAAUUUUUGGAAGAAAUAGAUAGCAAAAUCAGUGUAAAGUAAAAAGAGCUCAUUUACUUACUAGAGUGGAAAUACUCGGCGGGUCAUUUGUGACUAUUUGAUGGUGAAACGAGAAUAGUGGCUGCGUCAUUCAACGCGUUCGGCUCCAAUAAAGCACCGCUCACGCUGAAGUGGGAGAGCAGUGUUUUCUGUGUUUGUUGGGAUUUGUGUAUAUAUUUAUGCAUGUGUUCAAGAAAGUUCUUAAAGUAAAUAGAAACAAAUAAAUACAGUGGGUGAUAGUGAUUGUCAAAAUCAGCUGUGCAGUCCUGAUAACAAGUGACACGGUAAACCGGGCGAAAGGGAAGUGUGAAACGAAGUGGUACAGAUAAAACAGCUGAUCUAAUCCAUAUAUGAAGAGAUUUGCAGAAUACCGCCAUGCAGGUUUUGUUGGAGCUGAACUUUAGGCAACGUAACUCUACCCGUCUUGCCAUAAUCCUCUCUGGAAUGCUUGCAUUCAUCUUAUUCAAAGAUAGUACGAGAGGAUGCCUCUUUCUAGGAGCUGCUUUGGCAUUGAUGCUUAGGAAUCCAACGAUUGUCUAUGCCUACGGGAACACUAUUAAACGCGAUAUUGUAGCCGGCUACCGCUUUGUCAGAUUGACCAUUUUCAUAAUGCUAAUGGAACGCAAAAAAUGGACGAUAGCUCGCAUUUUUCAAGAACGUGCGAAAAAGCACCCGCAAAAGCCCUGCUUGGUAAUAGAUAAUCGAUCGUUAAGCUUUCAGCAUGUAGAGGAAUACACGAACAAAGUUGGCUCAUACUUCAAAGCACGUGGAUUAAAACGGGGUGAUUGCGUAGCACUGAUCAUGGAAACUAGACCAGAGUAUGUGUGUCUGUGGCUCGGCCUCUCGAAGAUUGGUGUAGUCACAGCGUUGAUAAACUCUCAUUUACGGCGUGACUCACUGCUACAUUCCAUCAAAGUGGCAAAGGCCCGCGUCAUUAUAUUAGGUACCGAACUUACCGAAGCCUUGGAAGAGAUUACUGAUGAUAUUGAAAUCAAAGCCAUGCCAGUGUAUCAAUUCAGCGAUGAAAAUCAACGAGACAAUGAUAACCUUCACCUUAUUAACGGUGCAAUUGACCUUUACAAUGCCUUACAAUUGCAACCUAUUGAAGACUUGCGUUCGUACAUUGCCGCUUGCAGCCCUAAAGACAAGCUUCUAUAUGUGUAUACAUCAGGUACAACGGGUUUACCAAAGGCCGCGGUAAUAAAUAACUUAAGAUACUUAUUUAUGGCCAGCGGAAUCUACCACUUGCUCGCACUCAGAGCCAGCGAUGUGAUAUAUAAUCCAUUGCCUCUUUAUCAUAGUGCAGGUGGUAUUCUUGGAGUGGGAAAUGGUCUGGUAAAUGGCUGUACCAUUUCCAUGCGUAAGAGGUUUUCAGCGUCGAACUUUUGGAAGGAUUGCAUCAAGUAUGAUUGUACAGUGGCUCAGUAUAUUGGCGAGUUGUGCCGUUAUCUGCUGUCCACCCCGCCGAAACCAGAGGACACUGAACACCGUCUUCGCUUAAUGUUCGGAAAUGGUCUGCGGCCGCAAAUUUGGUCGCAAUUCGUAUCCAGAUUUAAUAUUCCGCAUAUCGGCGAAGUCUAUGGGUCGACUGAGGGCAACUCAAAUUUAGCCAAUGUAACGAAUCAAGUGGGUGCUGUAGGGUUUAUACCACUUAUUGCACGUUACUUUUACCCUGUACAAAUUAUUAAAUGUGAUGAAGAAACGGGUGAGCCUAUCCGAAGUUCUACGGGGUAUUGCAUACGCUGUCCAUCCGGAGAAACCGGAUUGCUUAUAGGUAAGGUGAAUCCGAAGCGCGCGGUGACUGCUUUCAAUGGGUAUGCUGAUAAGGAGGCAUCUGAGAAGAAAUUGCUGCGAAAUGUGUUUAGUAAGGGUGACAUUUAUUUCAACUCUGGAGAUAUGAUGGUUGAGGAUAUUCUGGGAUAUUUCUAUUUCAAAGACCGAACGGGCGAUACAUUCCGUUGGCGUGGUGAAAAUGUUGCAACACAGGAAGUGGAAGCGAUCAUAACAAAUGUUGUUGGUUUAAAAGAUUGCGUCGUAUACGGUGUAGAUGUUCCUUACGUUGAGGGAAAAGCUGGAAUGGCGGCUAUAGUUGAUCCCGAUCGCAAAGUAGACAUGCAACAUCUAUCGGCAGGAGUUCGGGGCAGUUUGCCAGCAUUUGCACGACCUCUAUUUAUAAGGCUUAUGAACGAUAUUCCUCGUACCGCUACUUUUAAGCUGAAAAAGAGGGAGCUUGUGCGCGAAGCCUUCGAUAUCCGUCGGAUAAAAGAUCCCGUAUUUUACUUAAACAAAGAUGGCAUAUAUCGCCUGCUUACACAAGAGCAAUUCGAAGAUUUGUUAGAGGGUAGAGCUGGACUGUAAAUGAAAAUGAUUUCGAAGCUUUAAGAGAUAAUAGGAAGCUUUGGAUUUUAGUUUAAGAUUGAAAAUUACAAUGUUGUUAAGUCAACAAAAAAUUGUAUUUCCACAAUACAAUAUUUUACUGGAAAAUCAAAAAAAGGCAACACGCAAACCCGAAAUUUAUUGCAAAUAUCACGAUUGCAAAGUCGAAGUAGUUCAAAAAAAUAUUUAAAACAUGUUUUGAAGGAGUAGAUAGUUUUUCACAUGUAAACCAUAAAACUAAAAGUUUCCGGAUGUGGAAAUAUCAUUUGAUAUCUAUGUACGUUUAAGUAAAACGGGUCGCAAUAAAACAAUGAAGAGUCAUAUUCAAUACAAUAACUUCCAUAUCACACCCCUAGAUCUGAAGUACGAUCAACUCGAAAUAAAGAUUUUUUUUUUUGCAUAUAUUAAAGCAUUGGACUUACCUCCAAUGAAUGCAAAUAUUGUUUUCUUCUUGAUUAUAUACACUUACUAAAAAACUAUUGUUAUUCCUGCUUUUGUAUUAAUUGCGUUAAAUCUGUGCGAUCCACAAGCAGCUAUAUUUCCCGAACUGAAUUUUGAGUUAGCUCACUUUAGAUCUAGGUGUGCGAUAUUAUCUUGCGUUCAACUGCUAAAAAUUCUUAUUCUGCGCCGUUUCAAAGCAAGUAUUUAAUUAGUUAGGGACUUGGCAAUUCCAAUUAGCGUCAGUUAACGCAGAAGAGAAAUAGCUGGCAUAUAAAUGUUCUAAAUUCUCCCAAUUUAAGGGGUGAUUUAACCAUCGUUCGAAAAAUUCGUUUUAUAAAGAGAAACUGGAAAUCGAAAAAUUAAGAAUUACGUAGUAUAUUUGCAAAGUCGCGCGAAGAGAUCAAAUUAUAUGCUCGAAAACUGCAUAAAUGUUGCAUUUAUUCUGUGAAAUUUGCGUGUUCUUUAGUCAGCAUUCUCGAUGGGUUGUUUGUUCUUUUCUCAAAUUGUUGCCCUCUGGCCCGAGAAAAUAGAGCUGGAAAACAAUUGAUGGUACAACCAAUAGUAUCGAUAAUUUCCAAUUUCCCUCACUAUCGAUGUUUUUUCUGUAAAUAUCGAUGGUUUUUCUAACAAGUAUACCAUUUGUUAGAAAAAUAUUUUAUGAAAAUAUCACACAUUUUCGGUUCUAUUAACGAAUUCAUCCACGGUAUGAUUUUCGUGCAAUCUUUUAAAGUUUAUAAAUUAAUGAUUAUCUAGACCAGAGAUAGGCAAAGUGGCUCCCAGGAGCCUUUUGCACUUAGGAGCCGGCUUGGCAGAUUUAGGUGUUAGAUGUAGGCUUGCCAACCGUACUAUAAUAUAAAGUAUUGUACUAUUUUUUCGGA
Messenger RNA from Rhagoletis zephyria (snowberry fruit fly), 3911 nucleotides. It is a transcript of the gene Fatp3, whose product is annotated as Fatty acid transport protein 3. The record is from RefSeq and is a predicted model, not a curated record. Gene Ontology annotation, molecular function: long-chain fatty acid-CoA ligase activity; long-chain fatty acid transmembrane transporter activity. NCBI's taxonomy places the organism in Eukaryota, Metazoa, Arthropoda, Insecta, Diptera, Tephritidae. Gene Ontology annotation, cellular component: endoplasmic reticulum membrane; plasma membrane. Gene Ontology annotation, biological process: long-chain fatty acid metabolic process; long-chain fatty acid import into cell.